UUUUUUGCAUGAGUAAACAUCCUUCCAAUAAUGAACAGACCAAUAAUGUCUUAAGAGAGAAAAGAACAUCCGUUUCCUUUUUGUGGUUUCUUGAGAGACGUGUUUGGAUUUUGAAACCCAUGUUGGCUGUCCAGAAUAUGAAAUUUGGUAUCUUCCUUUUGUGGUGGGGAUGGGUUUUGGCCACUGAAAGCAGAGUGCACUGGCCAGGAAGAGAAGUGCACGAGAUGUCUAAGAAAGGCAGUCGGCCUCAAAGACAGAGACGGGAAGCACAUGAAGAUGUCCACAAGCAAGGCGGCAGCCCAAUUCUGAAACGCAGCCCUGACAUCACCAAAUCACCUCUGACAAAGUCGGAGCAGCUGCUGAGGAUAGAUGACCACGAUUUCAGCAUGAGACCUGGCUUUGGAGGCCCAGCCAUUCCUGUUGGCGUGGAUGUGCAGGUGGAGAGCUUGGACAGUAUCUCAGAGGUCGACAUGGACUUUACGAUGACCCUCUACCUGAGGCACUACUGGAAGGAUGAGAGGCUGUCUUUUCCGAGCACCAAUAACCUCAGCAUGACAUUUGACGGCCGGCUGGUGAAGAAGAUCUGGGUCCCGGAUAUGUUUUUUGUGCACUCCAAGCGCUCCUUCAUCCACGAUACCACCACAGACAACGUCAUGCUACGGGUCCAGCCGGAUGGCAAGGUGCUCUACAGCCUCAGGGUUACAGUGACUGCAAUGUGCAACAUGGACUUCAGCCGAUUUCCCCUGGACACACAAACGUGCUCGCUUGAAAUUGAAAGCUAUGCCUAUACAGAAGAUGACCUCAUGCUCUACUGGAAAAAGGGCAAUGACUCCUUAAAGACAGAUGAGCGGAUCUCACUCUCCCAGUUCCUCAUUCAAGAAUUCCACACCACCACUAAACUAGCCUUCUACAGCAGCACAGGCUGGUACAAUCGUCUAUACAUUAAUUUCACUUUGCGUCGUCACAUCUUCUUCUUCCUGCUCCAAACCUAUUUCCCUGCCACCCUGAUGGUCAUGCUGUCCUGGGUGUCCUUCUGGAUUGACCGUAGAGCGGUGCCUGCCAGAGUCCCCUUAGGCAUCACGACGGUGCUGACCAUGUCCACCAUCAUCACGGGCGUGAACGCCUCCAUGCCCCGCGUGUCCUACAUCAAGGCGGUGGACAUCUACCUCUGGGUCAGCUUUGUGUUCGUGUUCCUCUCGGUGCUGGAGUAUGCAGCGGUCAACUACCUGACCACGGUGCAGGAGCGGAAGGAACGGAAAUUGAAGCUGCGAGAGAAGCUCCCCUGCGCCUGUGGGUUACCGCAGUCACGGGCUGUGAUGUUGGAUGGCAGCUACAGUGAUGGCGAAGUGAACGACCUGGGCAACUACAUGCCAGAGAAUGGAGAGAAGCCCGACAGGAUGAUGGUGCAGCUGACCCUGGCCUCAGAGAGGAGCUCUCCCCAGAGGAAAAGUCCAAGAAGCAGCUACGUGAGCAUGAAGAUCAACACCCAUGCUAUUGAUAAAUAUUCCAGGAUCAUUUUUCCAGCAGCAUAUAUUUUAUUCAAUUUAAUAUACUGGUCUAUUUUCUCAUAGAUGCCUGUAAUUCUAUAAAUUUCACAUUUUUUUUUCAUGGUAUGUACUACAGAAAUACCUGUAUGAUGAAAAAAAAUUUAAGAUUUUGUUUUUUAAAAAAAUUCCCAGUACCAUCUUCACUAUUCCUUCUCCAGCUUUCCAAAAUUUCAUUGGCAAGAUAGUUUUUGCAUUUAUUAAGCAUCUAUUGUAUACAAAGCAUCAUAUUAGGUGCUACAGCAACUAAUGUUAUUUGUUACCCUGGUCUCCCUGAAAAGCACAGUACCAGUGUGGUGGACACUGUAGUUCAACAUCUUUUAGAUCCCAGAUGCUUGUUCACCUGAAUGCUUUCCUUGGAAUGAAUGUCAUUAUAUUCUUUGGGCUAGUUGGAAUUGGAAAACACUUACAGUUCACUUGCAUGGAACCCACAUGCACCUAAAUCCCUACUUCAACAGAAACUCAUGCUUCAGUUUAUAGUCUAUUACCUAUUUCUUAUGCAUCUCCUUGUAUUUAAUAAAAGGCAAUAAUAUUCAAUGUUCA
Ictidomys tridecemlineatus (thirteen-lined ground squirrel) is the source of this 2087-nucleotide messenger RNA. It is a transcript of the gene Gabrr1, whose product is annotated as gamma-aminobutyric acid type A receptor subunit rho1. Gene Ontology annotation, biological process: monoatomic ion transmembrane transport. Gene Ontology annotation, cellular component: membrane. The record is from RefSeq and is a predicted model, not a curated record. Lineage: Eukaryota; Metazoa; Chordata; Mammalia; Rodentia; Sciuridae. Gene Ontology annotation, molecular function: GABA-A receptor activity; extracellular ligand-gated monoatomic ion channel activity.